Sardina pilchardus (European sardine) is the source of this 2427-nucleotide messenger RNA. Its product is annotated as protocadherin alpha-5-like. Gene Ontology annotation, molecular function: calcium ion binding. The transcript is spliced from 2 exons. The coding region runs from base 1 to 2427 and encodes 808 amino acids. Gene Ontology annotation, cellular component: plasma membrane. The record is from RefSeq and is a predicted model, not a curated record. Lineage: Eukaryota; Metazoa; Chordata; Actinopteri; Clupeiformes; Clupeidae. Gene Ontology annotation, biological process: homophilic cell-cell adhesion.
AUGGCGUUAACUCCAGGAAACGGGUGUCAUUUAUGGAUACUUUUUGCAUUUGCCUGUUCGUGGAGUACUGCAUUUGGACAAAUCGCUUACACACUAUCUGAGGAAACGAACCCUGGGACUACCGUCGGUAAUUUGGCAAAGGACUUUAACCUCGACAUCGGUGAUUUAGAGCGUCGUGGAUUUCAGAUUGUUUCAGGACCGAACACAAGGUAUUUCAAUGUAAACGUUAAAACGGGCAUCCUCAGCGUAAGAGAACGAAUUGAUAGGGAGCAAUUGUGCGGAUCGAGUGGUAAGUGCGCUCUACCACUGGAAGCCAUUGUGAACUCGCCUUUGAAUAUAUAUCGCUUUGAAGUAAAUGUAUUAGAUAUAAAUGACAAUGACCCUACAUUUAGCAUGUCAGACAGUGUGUUGAACAUUUCUGAAUCUUCUUUUGUGAAUGAAAGAUUUCCUUUACCGAUAGCGCAUGAUCGAGAUAUAGGCAGCAACUCGGUGAAAAGCUAUAGGCUGAGUCCGAAUGAAUAUUUCUCACUAGAUGUACAGAGCGGAGGAGAGCGAGUGACAACAGAGCUAGUGUUACGGAAAGCUUUGGACCGAGAAACACAAGCUGCUAUUCAACUGAGUCUCACCGCUGUAGAUGGAGGCAAACCACCAAGAUCGGGGACUUUACCAAUAUGCAUAAAUGUUGAAGACGUCAACGAUAACAUUCCAGUCUUUAGUAAAUCGCUGUAUAAAAUCCGUAUCCCUGAAAAUGCAGCACCAGGCACCUCAGUAAUUACAGUUCACGCAAGUGAUGUAGACGAGGGUCAAAAUGGUGAUAUAGUCUAUACAUUUCUCACCCAUGAAAAUGACAAGGAAACUGGUGAUUUUAGCAUUAAUUCAGAGACCGGUGUUAUCACGGUUAGCGGUGAUCUAGACUAUGAAAAAAGCAGUGCUGUCGAAAUUCGCGUUCAAGCUAAAGACAAAGGCCACAAUCCGAGAGCGGCACAUUGUAAAGUCUUGAUAGAAAUGUCAGACGUGAAUGAUAAUAUACCAACAAUAUCUGUGACAUCACUAGUUAACACUGUAAAGGAGGACGCUCCUGUCGAAACUAUAGUAGGCAUGAUAACUGUUGUAGAUGAAGAUAGCGGUAAAAAUGGAGAAGUGCGUGUUAAAAUCCAAAACAAAGUGCCUUUUGUGAUCAAAAACUCAUAUAAAAAUUAUUAUUCCUUACUUGUAAAUGGACCUCUAGAUAGAGAGAAGGCCAUAGAAUACAACGUCACCAUAACCGCAACUGAUGAAGGGACCCCACCUCUCUCUAGCACUAGUGUGAUCACCGUUAGGGUCUCUGAUGUCAACGAUAAUGCACCGCAGUUCCCUGAGCCAGUAAUUAAUAUUUAUAUUAGGGAAAACAGUCAGGUGGGCGGUGUUAUUCAUACCGUUUCUGCAUUUGACACUGAUUCAGAUAUAAAUGCGAGAAUAAGCUAUUCAUUACUUGAAGAUUCGAGCAAAACAUUUCCUGUAAUGUCUAUGGUCAAUAUAAACGCAGACAGUGGGGACAUUUACGCGCUGCAGUCGUUUAACUAUGAAGAAAUAAAAAUGUUUCAGUUUAAAAUCCAGGCGCGAGACUCCGGGGAUCCUCCGCUAAGUAGCAACGCAACUGUGCAUGUGUUUAUCCUCGAUGAAAAUGAUAACAGUCCCAGGGUGCUUCCUCCAUACUCUGAACACGGCCCGGUUAACAGUGAGAACAUUCCCUAUAGUGCUGAAGCUGGAUACUUUGUGGCCAAGAUCAGGGCUGUGGACGCAGAUUCUGGAUAUAACGCGCUGCUUUCUUACCACAUCUCUGAGCCCAAAGGAAACAACCUUUUCAGAAUCGUAACCAGCAACGGAGAAAUCAGGACUAAGAGGCGAAUGAGUGACAAUGAUCUGAAAACACAUCCGCUUGUCAUUCUGAUAUCUGAUCAUGGUGACCUAUCUCUCUCAGCGACUGUUUCUAUUGAGGUGGUGGUCAUGGAAAGUGUCGAACUUCAAACCAAACUUAGACAUUCCCCUAUGAAGGAGGACAGUUUUUCUGACUUGAAUUUGUACUUACUCGUCGCCAUUGCCUCGGUAUCAGUGAUUUUUCUGCUAAGCCUCAUCAGCUUGAUAGUUGUGAAAUGUCACAGGACAGACAGCGGUUUCAACAAUUACAGUGCUCCAGUUAUCACUACACAUCCUGACGGGAGCUGGUCUUACUCCAAAUCUACACAGCAGUAUGAUGUGUGUUUUAGCUCUGACACGUUGAAGAGUGAUGUGGUUGUUUUCCCCACACCGUUUCCGCCCACUGAUGCGGAACUGAUAAGUAUAAACGAGGGGGACACUUUUGUCAGGACACAAACACUUCCAAAUAAGGAAAAGACAUGGAGUGACAGUAACCGAAAGAGCAUGGGCUGCGAAUCAUCGUACCAGUGA